AGGAAAGAACAGGAGCUGCGUGCUUGAAACACUGCAGCCCUGCCUGUAUGCAUUAACAUCUCUAAAGUAACGUGUGACACGCAUACAAAUACCAAAUAAGCGAGAGAGAGAGAGAGAGAGAGAGAGAGAGAGAGAGAGAGAGAGAGAGAGAGAGAGAGAGAGAGAGAGAGAGAGAGAGAGAGAGAGAGAGGGUCGCUGGAUAUACAGUAUUGUGAUUCUCCACUGGGAUUUACAAAUGCACACAGUCUGAGGUGACUGAGCAGAGAGGGGGGUUCUGUUUUGUCUGUACACCUUCACCUGGCGUUGAGUCGUCCGGGACUGAUCUUCAAAACAGAACACCGAUAAAUAUAUAGAAUUAUUAUACAGAACAAACCAUAGAGCGAAAGCAAACACCAUGAACAGGAAAACUCGACGCUGGAUUUUUCAUAUUUUUCUCUGCCUCGGGAUUGUGUAUCUCAAAAUAGGGGGCUUUUCCUCCGUUGUAGCAUUGGGAGCGAGUAUAAUCUGUAACAAGAUUCCAGGUUUGGCCCCGAGACAGCGGGCGAUCUGUCAGAGCCGACCCGAUGCUAUCAUUGUGAUCGGAGAAGGAGCCCAAAUGGGAAUCAACGAAUGCCAGUUUCAAUUCAAAAGUGGACGCUGGAACUGCUCAGCUCUAGGGGAGAGGACUGUCUUUGGAAAAGAGUUGAAAGUGGGGAGUAAAGAAGCAGCUUUCACCUAUGCCAUCAUUGCUGCUGGUGUUGCUCAUGCCAUCACAGCUGCCUGCACCCAAGGGAACCUGAGCAACUGUGGCUGUGACCAAAAAAAGCAAGGAUUUUACACCCAACAGGAAGGCUGGAAAUGGGGAGGCUGUUCUGCCGACAUCCGCUACGGCCUGGAUUUCUCCAAGGUGUUUGUCGACGCCAGGGAGAUCAAACAGAACGCAAGGACACUCAUGAACUUACACAACAACGAGGCAGGACGCAAGAUGCUUGAAGAGAACAUGAGAUUAGAAUGCAAAUGCCAUGGAGUGUCUGGAUCGUGCACCACUAAAACCUGCUGGACGACACUGCCCAAGUUCAGGGAGCUGGGUUACAUUCUCAAGGAGAAGUAUAACAAGGCAGUGCAGGUGGAGCCCGUGAGGGCAACCCGCAACAAGCGCCCCACCUUCCUCAAGAUAAAGAAGCACCCCUCUUUUCUCAAGCCCAUGGAUACAGACUUGGUGUACCUAGAGAGAUCGCCCAACUACUGUGAAGAGGACCCAUUGUCGGGCAGUGUGGGGACGCAGGGGCGAAUCUGUAACAAGACGGCACAGCAGACCAGUAGCUGUGACUUGAUGUGCUGUGGCCGAGGCUACAACACACACCAGUACUCUAGAGUGUGGCAGUGCAACUGCAAGUUCCUCUGGUGCUGCUAUGUUAAAUGCAACACCUGCAGUGAAAGAACAGAAGUUUACACUUGUAAAUGAAAACAACAAAUAUUUAUGCCUUUUUGUAAUUUUCUUUUUUUAAAGGGGUUCUUUCGCCCUGGAGAAAAAAAAAAAAAAUACAUUUGCACAUGCUCUCAACCUGUGAUCUACAAACUCUGCAACAAAGUCCUUGCUGUCUAGUACAGUGCAAAGCUACUAGUGGUCCCCGUCACAAGUCUUGAAUUGCAAGAUUUAUGUGAAGUUGCAAAGAUGAUGUAUAUUCGAGAACCACAAGAGGGAAGACCACAGUCAUACGCUAGCCUGGGACUCUAAGGCAGAUGUUUUAGAUAGAACACAAAGUCCUGUCGAUCACGUGAAGAGAAUGGCACUUAGGUCUUGCUGAAUUUUGAGGAUUUAGUGGCGUACUGCAUGGGUGUCCUGAUUAAAAACCUUGAAUGUGGACCUCACAGGGAACAGCUUCAGAAGACUGCUUUCAUUGUGGAUUAUGCAAAUUUAAGUGUCUGCUUGUUUGGCCUGGAUCUCACACGGACUAGAUACAGAAAGCAUGUUUUUCCAGAGAUUAAGGGUUACCAGCUUCUUUUACUGUGUAGCUCUUACUAGCACCUAGUUUGUGGAUGGACCUUUGAGCAUAAUGAUUCAAACAAACAGUAAUGGUAAUAUUUAACAAUUUA
Polyodon spathula (Mississippi paddlefish) is the source of this 2076-nucleotide messenger RNA. RefSeq names its product wingless-type MMTV integration site family, member 7Aa (gene wnt7aa). The record is from RefSeq and is a predicted model, not a curated record. The transcript is spliced from 4 exons. Gene Ontology annotation, molecular function: frizzled binding; cytokine activity. Gene Ontology annotation, cellular component: extracellular region. Gene Ontology annotation, biological process: multicellular organism development; cell fate commitment; neuron differentiation. Bases 395 to 1444 code for a protein of 349 amino acids. Lineage: Eukaryota; Metazoa; Chordata; Actinopteri; Acipenseriformes; Polyodontidae.